Molecule: messenger RNA, 6191 nt
Organism: Eublepharis macularius
Lineage: Eukaryota; Metazoa; Chordata; Lepidosauria; Squamata; Eublepharidae
Gene: MBNL1
Product: muscleblind like splicing regulator 1
Exons: 13
Coding region: 1198-2607 (469 amino acids)
Molecular function (GO): metal ion binding
Source: RefSeq, a predicted model, not a curated record
AGCUUGCUUCUUUUCUUUCUGCCUGUCUUUAUUUCUUUUUCCCUCCCUCCGUCUGGACUCCACAGGCACUUGUGCUUGAGUUGGAAGCUGUUUGAAAACUAAGAUGGUUUAAUCCACUAACUGCAUGUUGGGUAAAUUCAAAACCCACAUGGUCGUCCUCUUGCAGUCGAAUAAGUCGCAUCUGAUGGACAUUUUCUCUGCUUAUAGCAUAGUAAUGAACGUCUGACAGGCGCGACCUUUCAUACGACAGCCCACAUUAUUGGCUUUGUGCCCAGAAUAUUGCUGCAAUACUAUUUGUGAUUGGUGGUUACCUCCCUAUCAUGAAUUGCUUCAGAAGGGGAAAACGGACCCCUUUUUAAUAAAUCUACGAUGGCUGGCUGCAAUACGCUCCACUGUUGGUACUAAAGAAGUGCCUUUCCUGACGUCUCUGCUGCUUGGAACCGCUUCUAGAGCAGUCUCUGCUUUUUGCCUUGCUUGCUGCCAGCUAGACUGCGACGACAGCACAUCCAACCCUCCACCUCUAGCCCAGCCACCCCCCCUCCUCAUUUCUACUUAUAACCAAGAGAAAUGCUCUAAGCAUCAGGCAUUGCACCUAGGCUGCUUUAGUUAUUCUCAUAGAAGUAAAAGUUUGCUGGAAAAGUGAGAUAUCUUCUGCCAGAAAAAAAAAUCAAAGAGAGGAGAUAUCAUUUCUCGAUUUGUUGCUCUAAACUGCUGCAUCUGUCUGUGCCAAACUAAUCAAUACCGAUUGCACCACACCAAAAAAAAAAUUCAAAUUCAGCUGUGUGGAGAUUACCUUUCAGACAACUUUUCCUGAGAGCAGCUUGGAAAAUCUGUGUCGAAGGGUCUGCCACGUUUUGCUGCUUGCAUUUUGGCACUCAGAAUGGGUUACUGAGAGCACAAGGCUAGUUCUAGGCCACACUUUUAAAUGCUCAUUUUAUUUGUGAUCUUAGCAUUUCUUUAAGUACAACCCCCCGACCCUCUUUUGAUUGACAUUUUCAUGCUGUGACUUUCUAGUGGGAAAUCUUUCCUUGCUGUUGUGACAACACAAUUUUACAUCUUCUUUUAACGUUGGGCUUGGGGCUUGGGGAAGUAUUUUGGAGGUGACAUUUUUCAUCAUUUCCAGUCUUAUCAGUUUGGCCUCUCUUUUUUGUCAUUACUCGUUUCAUUGACAAUUUUAACUACCUGUAAAAUCUAAACAUGGCUGUAAGUGUCACACCAAUCCGGGACACAAAAUGGCUAACACUGGAAGUGUGUCGAGAGUUCCAAAGAGGGACUUGCUCAAGACCAGAUACGGAAUGUAAAUUUGCACAUCCAUCGAAAAGCUGCCAAGUUGAAAAUGGACGAGUAAUCGCCUGCUUUGAUUCAUUGAAAGGGCGAUGCUCAAGGGAGAACUGCAAAUAUCUUCAUCCGCCGCCGCACUUAAAAACGCAGUUGGAAAUCAAUGGACGCAAUAACCUGAUUCAGCAGAAGAACAUGGCCAUGCUGGCCCAGCAGAUGCAACUAGCCAAUGCCAUGAUGCCUGGCGCACCAUUACAGCCAGUGAACCAUAUGCCUCAGACAUUCCAAAAAAGAGGGGGGGAGGGAUCUCCAUAUUUCAUCGACACUGAUUCCAUUUAUCAAUACCAAACAGUAAAGGUGAAUGCAGAAAAAUCUACAAGGACACAGGAUUUUCAAAAGCCGUAUCAUCUUUUACCAUUUGAGGACUACAUGUUUGCGUAUGGGAGAAUUGCAGAACAAAUGCAAGUUUACCAACCAAUGUUUUCAGUUGCACCAAGCUUAGCCACCAAUGCGUCAACAGCCUUUAAUCCCUACUUGGGGCCUGUCUCCCCUGGCUUAGUUCCAGCAGAGAUCCUGCCAACAGCACCCAUGCUGGUUGCAGGGAAUCCUGGCAUGCCGGUUCCUGCUGCUGCUGCGGCAGCAGCACAAAAGCUAAUGAGGACAGACAGACUCGAGGUAUGUCGAGAGUAUCAGCGUGGCAAUUGUAAUAGAGGAGAAAACGAUUGCCGGUUUGCUCACCCUGCCGACAGUGCAAUGAUUGAUACCAAUGACAACACAGUGACCGUCUGCAUGGAUUACAUCAAAGGGAGAUGCUCCAGGGAAAAGUGCAAAUAUUUUCACCCUCCUGCACACCUGCAAGCUAAGAUCAAAGCUGCCCAGUACCAGGUCAACCAAGCAGCAGCUGCUCAGGCAGCAGCUACUGCAGCCGCCAUGACUCAGUCGGCUGUCAAAUCACUGAAGCGACCCCUCGAGGCAACCUUUGACCUGGGAAUUCCUCAAGCUGUACUUCCCCCAUUACCAAAGAGGCCUGCGCUUGAAAAAACCAACGGUGCCACUGCAGUCUUUAAUACUGGUAUCUUCCAAUACCAGCAGGCUCUUGCAAACAUGCAGUUGCAACAGCAUACAGCCUUCCUCCCGCCAGGCUCAAUAUUGUGCAUGACACCCGCUACAAGUGUUGUUCCCAUGGUGCACGGCGCUACGCCAGCCACUGUAUCUGCAGCAACAACAUCUGCCACAAGCGUCCCCUUCGCUGCAACAGCCACAGCCAACCAGAUACCCAUAAUAUCUGCCGAACAUCUGACUAGCCACAAGUAUGUUACACAGAUGUAGACAUUUAAUCAUCGAACAAUCAUAUGAAAGAAAAGAGGACAGUGUGGUUGAAUGAAGAAACAAGACAGGUCAUUAGCCAUAAUGUAUAUACCGUCAAAUAACAGCACCCCAAAUCCCUCAGCAGUAAGAAAUCCACAUAUUGCAUGUUAACAAGAUGAAAUGACAACUUGGAAAUCCACUGCACACUGUUGCCUAUAUACUUUGUACAUUCAACUGAGAUUUGUGCUGGGGUGAUCAUAUUGUCUAAAGACUACAGCAUUGUCUAUCUUUUCUAGCACCCAGGUAUGCGAUGCGUACAGAACUGAAGUAUGCAUUGGUAGACUCUUUCCUACAUAAUCAUGUACGUCAUCUUGAAAAGACAGACUGUGAUGUAGCCAAUGAUCUAUUAUGUAUUGGUACGUCCGUAGACCAAGAUAUAAUUUUUUAAGUAAGUUUAUUUCUUUCAAGGUUUACAAAUAACAAAAGGUGCACCUUGUAUUUAAAAUUGCCAUUAUAGAUGAGAGCGUGCAUGCACAGUAUAAUUUUUUUCCUUUUUGUUCAAGAGUAAUAUUUUUAAAUGUAAUAGAUUGUAAGAAAUGGGAAAAGAGGUAUCUGACAGAGAUGAAUGUGCCAAGUUAAAAAAAAAAAAACCACAACUGUGUAUAUUUUUAAAGCACAUCAAUGGCUUUAAGUACCAUGUUGUUAAAGAUUCUCAUGAAGUGCCAUAGACUGUAAUCAAAGUAGAGUAUUAUUUCUACAGUGUUACUUUAAGAGCCACACUUUUUUGUUUUGCUUUUUUUGCUAAUAGCCAAUCAGUCAAAAGGCACCCUUCUGUUCCAAACCAAAGCUGUCUCAGAAAUGGCCAUUUUACCUUAGUUAACGGUAGACAGCACAAGGAAAAAACCCCGAGACAUACAGGUUAUUCUUACACAUACUGAAUAUAUAAAUCUAUAUAAAUUAUUAUAAUCCAUUGUAGUUGUAAUAGUUAUACAUACUAUAAUACAUAAUAUACUUGUUUUUAAAAAGGAAAAGCCAUUUCUGAGACACUGUUAGCAAAAUUUUUGAAGAAUUUCGUUUGCUUCAAUUUUUUAACCUCUGUCAAAAGUCCGAGUGACUCUAAACGCAUUGCAAGAGAAGGGUAUUUGCUUUCUGCUCACAUGCAUCAUGUCAAAGUCACACAUCAAAAAAAAAGUGACUCUAAUCAAAUAUGAGAUAGAAGCACUGACAUCAGAUGCAUGACAAAACCAAAACAUAAAGUGGAAAUGUAAUUAGAAUAGGCAUUGGGUGGGUCAAAUAUUAGAGUGAGUUUUAUAUAUGUGAUUUCUUCUGUUCAGAUUAACUGCUUAUAGCCUUAGAAAGCCUUUACAAAAAUGAAACAAAAAAAAUAGAUGUGCAUUCAAGUUUUUUAAGAAUGGAAUCAUCCAAAGGAAAUCCUUUUUGUGGUUUGGAUGUUGCAGCUAGAAAAGGAUAUAUUUUGCUCUGUUCAGCAAAGCUAGAGAUUGCUGAGGUGGGGGCCAGGUCACUGGUAGUAUAGCGUGGAAUGGGAGAAGUGAGAGUUCAGUUCUAGAACUUUCCAUACUUCCAAGUUUACUUGCAAGUUUUUAUGCCUGAGAGAUGCUUUCUAGUAAAAAAAAAAAAGAAUGAUGUGUUGAUUUUACUGAUUGUACUGUACAUCUAUUAAAGCCUUAGAAUAUUACAUUACGGGUUAAAACCCAUACCAAUGUAAUUUCAAUCGUGUUAAGAAAGUAUAGGUGACUUCACAUGUUAUUGUAGCUUACUUACAUUAGAGAGUACUACUUAUUUUUUCUGGUUAAAAUAGUAGUUUUUAUUUCUUACAUUUAUUAGAUUUUUUUCAUUUUCUAUUAUCAGAUGAAUGCCAUUUCAGUUUAUAGAAUUUUGUUUUAUUAGAUUUUAUGAAUGAAUUUUUCAAAAUAUGAAAAAAAUUAAAAGUUUUCUUUCCUUCAUAGCAUAUGCAGUUUUGAAUUUUACAUGUAGUGUCAUGAAUAUUCGUAUUAUUGUUAACUAAAUGAUUUAUAUUUUACUGAUUUAAUAUUACAAUGUAAGAAUAUCAGUCAUUGUUAGUUCUUGUCUAGUUUUCAUUAAAAGAACAAAGAUCUUUUAUAUGGAUAUCUUAUAUAAUCAUUGCUAAGUAAGAAGUUAAGUUGUUGCUAUUGCAACAAUCCUGGCAGACAACUGAGUAAUAUUUUGAGGAUUUAUUUUGUUUGUAAUUAAUUAUAAAGGAAAAUCUAGUUCCUAGAUAUUAGAAUAAAAUUUAUUUUCUACUGUAUCCAUUUCAAAUGUUAAAAUAUUGUUUAAAUAUUUUUUGAAAUCCCUGAAUAUCAGGCCUUGUUAUAAAUAAGCUGCAUAAUCAAUAGAUCAAGGGACUUUUUUUGUUGAUAAUCCAAAUACUCAAAAAAGUUUACGUAUAACAAGAAUUAUAAUAUGUGUGAAUGAGUGUGCAAACUCUUGAGGGUUGAUUAUGCUGCAGUUUAGCAUGUGGGAAAGUAUAAAGAGAAGAUUGACCUUUUGCACUUCUGUAUAUAGUAAAAAAAGGGAGAAAGAGAGAAAAACCUGUAUAAUAGUAAGAUCUUAUUUUGAAUAAAAAUGUCUAUAAAUACAAGGAGUUUUGUUAAGGCUAAUUAAAAAAAAAAUGACAGGCUGAGCAAAAUUGCUUGCAAAAAUGGCACAGAGUUCGCACUCCAUCCCCCUUGGAAAAAAGUUGCUUUGCUUUAUGUGAACAGCUUCUAGUUUGCCAGGAUUCUUUCAGCUGGUAAGAUUGGCCAUCCUUCCCAGUUCUCAUGGCUGACAAAAGCUGCAUUCGUCCAAAUCUGCCUGAAGAUCAAAACUAAAUAACAGGAGAGGAAAAAAAUAUUUUUUUAAGAAACAAUUUCAAACAAACCAGUACUUCAAACCAUUAAGGGGAAAUCAUGGAUCAAAUGUGUCACACAUUAUUCAAACCAACUACUGCAUGUUUUAAAGUAUCAAAAGAGCAAGAGAGAAAGAAAAAAUAUAUUAAAAGAUAUAUAUUCUAUUCAAAACAGUUUCUGAAAAUUUCAGUAGUUUUAUUAUUCACACAACACCCACACACACGCACACAGUCAAAAGAAAUGAUGACUUUCACAUAUACACAACAGAGAGAAGUUUUUUUUAUAAAACCAUCAACAGGCAAACCAAAACAGAACAUCAUAGCUGUAGUUGUUGCGUAGUUCUUUUCUUGCUGUAGUGUUCCUGUUCUUUUAGCAGGUGAAAAACAAGACCCUAUAAAAUUAACUAUUGAUAAGCUAAAACACUUGAGAAACCAUGUGAUAUAUGAAGCCAAAGUGAAGAGGGGAGGAGAAGGGGAAGACAAAUUUGAUCUAUAUUCUACCCGGCACCAACGAAUUAGUAAUGUUGCGCUUCCUUGCAACUUUGUAACUUUCAUCUGCUGAAAGGACAGAUGUGCUUGGUUUUUUAACUAUUAUGUAAUCACAGACUUAAAUUUGCUCGUAGUUGCUUCAAAUUAUGUACUCUGUCCUGGGCUGCAACUUGUUUUCAUGCUUAUUUUAUUAUUACUGCUAUAGUUGAUCUAGCUGUAUGGAAAAAAAAAUAAAGUUAAAUUGCCCUAA